Molecule: messenger RNA, 3583 nt
Organism: Doryrhamphus excisus (bluestripe pipefish)
Lineage: Eukaryota; Metazoa; Chordata; Actinopteri; Syngnathiformes; Syngnathidae
Gene: misp3
Product: MISP family member 3
Source: RefSeq, a predicted model, not a curated record
GGUGUGCAUAUUCUUCAUUGUGGUUAAUGGAUUAGACCAUGAUUGCUGGUCAGCAUUGUGUGCAGAUGUGUUUUUGAGUGAGAGUGGAGUUGUGUUGUUCGAGCGCUACAUGUGUCAUUUCGAGAGUGUGAGAAGCCUCGACUGACUUGGCUUGUGAUCAAAGAUUCUCACUGGUCUUUUUUUUUUUUUUAAAAAAAGAAGAGAUCCGUCACCAUGGCAACAGUGUCCCUGCAAAAAGAAGAGGGUCCAACUGACUCACUUGAAGCGCAAGAAAGCCAGAUGCAAGGUGACGCAAACCUCAGUUCCUCUGCGCUGGACCCAAAAGCUCCCAGAACAGAACCAGAAGAAGACACCGAUGACGUGUUCAGAGACCAAACUGAUGAAAUGCUGCCAGAACUAGAACAAGAUUCCCAGCAUUCCCAGUCUAAUAAGGAACCUGACAUGAAUCAAACAAAUCAAAAUGCUAUCCAGCCGCCUCCUUGUCUGUCUCUUGAUGCCUCACAAAGACAGACAUAUCUGGAGAAAGAGAAGAUGCAAAGUACCACUGAUGAGGUUAACUCAAACGAAUACUUUAUAUCGACUCAAUUUCGCCCAAAUGUUCAAGAAUCAUCAACUUGUGAGGAGAGUGCUCCACUAGCAGACUCUUCUCGGAGCAGUUUCAACACAGGUCCACCUAGAAGUAUCCCGAGUUUGGUUGUCCAACAAGAAACAUCUCAUUUUGCUGAUGAUAUCAAAGAGGAGACAAACAAGGCGUGUUCCAAGUCUGCAGACCCAACUGUGGAUGUAGUUCCCUCAGAAAACCAGCAAGGGGAGCUAAUACCCGAAGGCCUACAAGGCCCUACCCCCAAGGGCUCAAACCAGGAAGCUGCUCAACAGGUGCUUGGCCAGACCUCUGCACCUUUGUGUGAGGUUGCCAUGGAGUUGUCCAAUCAGGGCAGGGCUGCUUAUGAAGGCUGUGUUGUCACUGUGAGAGAAAAGAAGGCUGGCUGGGUGGGGGAGAGGACACAGGGAGAAAGCGAAACAGGAGAACAGAGAAACGGCGGACUUGGAAAGAACAAGUCACAAGUUCUCAUCGAAACGCUGGAAGAACAUCUUCAAGGACGCAUCAGUAUGGAAAGCGACUCGAGCGAUGAUAGCCAGAGUGACAGUGGACUAUCUGCAGACUUCUCACCACGAAGCACUUCCAACAUCUCGACGGACUCCCAAGCACCUCCACUGAAAGAAACCCCCAUUGAUAAGGAGAUCAGACGUGCCAUUGAACGUGAACAAAGUCUGAGAAGAUCCAGAGGGAUGCCACAUACAUCCAAAGAAUUUGUUGAGAUCCCGGUAAGGAAAACUAUUGGCGACUCCAUCGUUUCUUCCAACUCGGACAAAUUCCAAGGCUUAGACAGGCAGCUAGCAAACAAAAUGGUACAACAGGAAAUCAGCGAGGAGCUCCGUCGAGAACAAGAUCUGGUCAAGCUGGGGAAGGUUCCCGGUUUCUACGACAAAGGUACUGUUCGGCAACUUAAAGAGAAGAAGCUGAUUUUCGAGGCCUUUCAAACCCACAGUGAGCCACCUUUGAGCGUAUCAGGUAGGAGUAAGGCCUCAUCCUGGUCCUCCAGCAGUGACAGCUCCACUGUGGACACCCACGACGACAGCUCAUCGCAGGCAUCUACUGUAAAAAGCUCAGAGAUGAAACAAAUUAUAGAAGAUCAAAAAAGAGAUGCUUAUGCUUCUUCGACAACAAGAGGACCGGGCUUAUCUGAGGGCAUGUCCUGCCAGGUCAUCAUCGUGGAGAACAACAUGACUCUCUCAGGACAGAAGCUCCAGCGUGGCGUUUUGGAGGCAGACAACCCGAGUCGUGUUGAUUCAGAAGCUUCUUAUGUCUUCCCAUCCAGUUCAGAAGGGCACAUUUUGGAGGAGGAAGAGAUGAUGUCCAAGAGGAACCCCUUUUUCAAGCUGCGUACUCCUACAAAUGUCAUUAAAGUGGAGCAGGAUAUCCGGGAGGCUCAAGAAAGGGAACGGGAGCUCCGUAAGCAGAGGGUCCACUUGUAUGGGGGUGAGGGGGGAACCGCAAGAGGAGGAGGAGGAGGAGGUGAUCUGAGAAGAAGCCUCCAAGUGUCUGUUCCAGAUUCUUCUGCCUCACCUUCCAAGGGAGGAAGUGGAGCCACAGGAAGCCGCCCCGCUGUUGGAAAGCUCAGCAUGUGGCCCCCAGGCCAUGAUCAAAAAGAGACAAUAAACAAGCCAAAGACUUCCCACAGCUCCAGACAGAAGACCCCUCUUGUCCACCUGUGGGAGUCCGGCUUGGUCAACGGACACAACCUGGACCAUCAAUCAUGAAGAGACACUGAAAGUAAAACGAAAAUAACAUUUUUUGAAGUGAGCGAGUGUGGGUUAAGAAGAUCAGCAGUGUGAGGGAGAACGAGGUCAAGGAUUGAGGUAAGAGGAGUCCUUCAGGAAGAUGGUCUAUUUCUGGUACCGGUUGAAGAACACCACAACCUCAAAGCCUUUGAUGACACAACAAGUGCGGUUAUCAUUAAUUUUUGAAUGAAUGUAAUUAUCAUUAACCAUUAAUCAUUAACCAAUCUGUCACCAGUUCUUUAAUGUUUUUAUGAUGUUUAUUACAGUACAAAGUUAUAGUGUUUAUAUCAUGAUAUAUUUGACAUACUGUAUUUUGGAGUAUUUUGAUUACUGAGUUCCAAUACAACACUACUAUCAAAAAAGAGGUUAUCAUAGAAUGAUAUACGUGUAAUUAAUUGCUGUAUUUGUGUAUGUUCCCAAAAAGUUGGCAUUUUCCUAAUGAGCUUCUGAAUCACUCAGUGAGUCCCCAGAUUGAACAAACGAGACUUCAUCUCGUAGGCUACUUAGCGUGCUACAUUUGGAUUAUGGUGCAAUAAAGUUGAUCUGGAUUUAGGAGGUGAGUCAUGACGGUCCAGAGUGCACAUGCUUGAAUAAAAAAAAGACUCCUCUUCUGCUCCUGAGUCAUGUAGUAAAAUGUUGAACUUUGGAAUCAAACUGGAGGAAGUUGGCACCCCACCUCACUCAAAACAAUAGUCAGGUGGUCAAAUAGGCUCAGUUUUUAGUGCAACAUUUGCACUGUUUUGUGCAGUUAAAAUGAACGUUUGUGCUGCUUUUGUUUUUGGAAUUUCAUAUUACAGUUAUUAUUACUAUUUAUGUCACUCCAAAAACAAGAGCAGCACAAACGUUGCACUAAAAACUGAGACUAUUUUGGUUUCCGUUUCAUUAGACUAUUUUGGUUUCAUGCUCGGAAUGAAACCAAAAUAGUGAAGCGCCGAAGAACUGGAGUCUGAGGCGGAGUGUCGAAUUUGGGAGAAAACUUUAUUUUUCUUGCAAACAUUAACUUGCACUCUUUGCUACGUGAGACAUGAAAGCCCCGUCUCUCAACCACAACAGGAAGCGGAAAACCCCCGUCCCUUGCGCCCACCCCUCCGGGUGACAACCCCUCCCCUAUCGAUCGUUCCGGGGUGAAUUAUGUCCCGGUAACCUACCACUACAAUCGUCUAAUUUUUUUGUGCGACGUUUGUGCUGUUUUGUGCAGUUAAAAUGAACAUUUGUGCUGCUUUUGUUUUUGGAAUUUCAU